Messenger RNA from Microplitis mediator, 1704 nucleotides. RefSeq lists its product as uncharacterized. Gene Ontology annotation, biological process: DNA recombination; DNA integration. The record is from RefSeq and is a predicted model, not a curated record. Lineage: Eukaryota; Metazoa; Arthropoda; Insecta; Hymenoptera; Braconidae. The transcript is spliced from 2 exons. Bases 299 to 706 code for a protein of 135 amino acids. Gene Ontology annotation, molecular function: DNA binding.
UCAAUUCUUCCAUUAAAUAUUCCGCAAUAUGUUUUUCAUUCAUUUUUAAAAUCAAAUUUUUAUACACGUGAUGGACUUCAACAUGGCCGACUUGUUUACCCCAAGUAGCACACUCUUUUUCUUCCGAGCGUAGCCGAGCCACGGCGCUGAAGUUGCCCAAAAUCGCCGCGAUUAAUUUAAAUGAUAAUAACCAAACAAAAUUUUUUGUAUUAAUUUAAUCAAUGAAGAUGUUUUAUUAGUAUAUUUUAAAAAUUUAUUUAAAACGUUGGCACCCCCGACAAUUUGGAAUCGCUGGUCGAUGCUGAGAACCAUGAUUAGUAUUAAUCAUAGCAUCGAGAUUAAAAAUUACAAUAGAUUAAAGACACUAAUUAAGAAUAAUGCUAAAGGUCAUCGUCAGAAGAAGGCCAAAGUAUUCUCAUGGAAUGACAUUAAGAAGUUCAUCGAUAAGGCACCGGAUGAUGGUUAUUUAAUUGAAAAAGUUGUUGCAAUUUUCGACAUUGCUGGAGCAAUGAGAGGUGGAGAAUUUCCUGACUUACGAGUACAAGACAUCGAAGAUACUGGCAGUCAGCUGAUUGUUACCAUCCUGAAGACAAAAACAGACUAUCCUCGCACUUUUGUAAUUGGCCCGGAAUACCGCAGUAAAAUUUUGCAGUAUAAAGCUCUACGACCUAAGGACUCAAAUACGGAUAGUUUUUUGACAUAUUGAUAAAGCACCAAAAUGUUGACAAAGCAAUCAGUAAAAUAAGUCAUCUACAUAAACAAUUUUUUAAUUGAAAUGACUUUUUUAAGACGAAAAAAAUAAGUCAAAUUUCCUAUGACUCCUAAGACCGACAUCUGUAUGUCUUAUUUACAUAAAAAAAAAACUUGAUUUUGAAACAAAAAAAUUUGUCUUGUCUUUUGAAAAAACAUUUUUGUGACAAUACAUUUUUAUAGCAAUCUUAAGGGGUAACGGUAACCGAUUUUCAAUUCAAUUUAAUUUACGGACAAACACUAGAACCCUAAAAUAGAGAGUCUUUAGCGUUUUUUAAAUCCUUAACAGAGGGCUAGAAAUUUCGAAUUUUCAAAAAUUAUAAUUUGUCUCCGAGAAAAAUUGUUUUAAAAUUCUCAUUUACUUAACGAGUGCAACAAAGAUAGUCCCGUUUAUUUUUCUGAGUCUGAGAAAGAGGUCCGGUAGCGUAUCCCCUUAAGAUUACCAAGUAAUUAUCCAAGCCUGGUUACCAGUACACUAGAUGUCUACGUCACAUAACUAUCCCGCUCGACAUGAAUGUCGGAAAGUCAACUCAUUGAUAUCAUAAAUUUAUCUAAAUAAAUUAUGUUAUCUUUCUGAUAUCAAAGAAAUAUCAUUCAGACAUUCAUGCCGAGCGUUAAGGAUCUUGCUGCAGACACCCGUACAAACUUUUAAAUUGCAAGUCCUAUAUAUACAAGAUUUUAACAAAUAAAAAGAGCGUAGAGGUGAUUGAAAGUGAGUGCGGUACCCGAAAAAAAUCGAGCAACAAUAGAGCACCCUCAGCGCUUUCGCGCUUGAGGUGUGCAAAAUCCUUGUGUUAUGUUGUACUUCGAGAAUUGUGCAAGAACAUUUGAUUGAAAAUAUCUAGCUCAAGAUGAACUGGUGCGGCCACUUAAGCGAGUCUUGCAUCAGGAAUUACUUGCAGGCACUAACGCAUAUCUUGCACCAGAUCUACUCAAGAAGAAUCAUAUUACAUA